This is a messenger RNA of Sclerotinia trifoliorum, 1529 nucleotides long. NCBI's taxonomy places the organism in Eukaryota, Fungi, Ascomycota, Leotiomycetes, Helotiales, Sclerotiniaceae. The record is from the annotation of a GenBank genome assembly.
AAGGACCGAAUACUUGGGACCAGCAUUGAUAGUCCCUUGUAUACUCAUCUCAUGGACUUUUGGAUUGAGGCAAAUGAGUGAGUGUAUCAGGAGCAUCCUUUGAUGGUGUCGCAGGAUGGUUUUUGAUACAGGAAGGGUGAAGGCAGGUAAAGAAAUGUCUAUAAAGCAUCAAUGCAGAACUGAAGAGCACAUUCUUCAUCUCGAUCUUUACUACUUCCUGUGCAUACUUUUAAUUCUGUUCAAAGCAAUCAUGAUGUACUCAAACCAUUUCUUACCACUCGGAAUUUCCCUCCUUUUGGCUAUUCCUGCUAUUAACGCCCAAUAUUUUCUUGCAGCCACGUACAACGCGGCUAAUUUCUUUGAUGACUUUACAUUCUUCACUGCAGCUGAUCCAACAGAAGGAUAUGUUAUAUAUGAACCACUCGCCGCUGCUGAAGAAGCCGGUCUGGUAUCGACAGCAAAUAAUCAGGUAUAUUUAGGAGUGGAUCAUACAACACUUAAUCCGAGCGGAGGACGCGAGAGCGUCCGAUUAAGCAGUAACCAGGCAUGGAGUAAAGGUAUGGGAAUCUCACAAAUAUAGACAGAGAGAACGCUCAUCAGUCAAGGCGUUUUCAUCGCAGAUAUUGAACAUAUGCCUGCCGGAAUUUGUGGGAUCUGGCCGGCAUUCUGGAUGUUUGGUGCAAAUUGGCCAAAUAACGGGUAUGUUUCCAGUGUUCCCAAGUAAGCCAUAAGGGUUGACAAAUCUCUAGAGAGAUCGAUAUCAUUGAGGGAGUCAAUCUCGGAACAACUGAUACAAUAACACUUCACACCGCCGCUGGUUGUACAGUUAGCAACGUAAAUUCGCAGAGUGGAACGACCACUUUGACGACGAACUGUAAUCAAGACAAUGCGGGCACAGGAUGUAGUGUUAGUACAUCGGUAUGUCGAGAGUCAAAUGACACCAACUCUGAUUAUAAAAUCUAACCAACGACUUUAGAGCAACCUGAAUUAUGGCACAGGCUUUAAUUCAAUUGGCGGUGGUGUAUAUGCGAUGCAGUGGGCUAGCACUGGCAUUUACGUCUGGUUCUGGCCUCGAGGUUCCAUCCCAGCUGAUAUCACUGCCAAUGAUAUCGAUGUCAGUUCCUGGGGAACCCCUCUAGCAACUUUCACUGGUAGUGGUUGUGAUUUUGAUACGUCCUUCGCGAAUCAAAACAUAGUAUUUGACACAACAUUCUGUGGGACUUGGGCGGGAAGUGUCUGGUCUUCAGGAUCUUGUGCUAGUGCGGCAUCCACUUGCGAUGCUUAUGUUGCGGAGAAUCCCAGUGCCUUCAGUAAUGCUUACUGGUUGGUCAAUUAUGUUCAGGUCUGGCAAUAAAUGGAUAAGGGAUUGGCAGUCGUUUUUGAGGAUGCGAGAAAUUUGGGUAGUUCUGUACAUAGCUUUCUAUAAAUACCGUGUAACACACUUGCCGAGUACGUAGAGGAAGGGCAGAGUAUUCAAUCUUAUGAAUACAAAUUUUGUUCCUUCAGCCAUACAUGGCGCAGAAGACUUU